AAGAAUAUUAAUCAGCAACAGUAACAUUAAUCAGCAGUAGCAGCGGUAACCUCACCGCCACCUUUCACAUGCUGUCAGUUGGUUUGCUCACAACGAACCACCAAGUCAGUCACCGAAGAUACUGUCCCUCGUCGCUUUUAAACCUAAAACACUUUCUCUUUCUCCCUUGUUCGUUCUUGCUAGAAAGGUCAUGUCUACAAAUCACGGACACGAAUUUGGGAAAUCGUUCCCCCAUUUCGCUACAAAUGCUAUCCAUGAGGGCCAAGAACCAGAUCAAUGGAACUCCAGGAUGGUGGUUCCACCCAUCACUAUGUCGACAACAUUUAAACAGAAGGAACCAGGGAACAGUUAUGGCUUCGACUAUUCAAGAAGUGGUAACCCAACCAGGAACUGCCUCGAGAAGUGCAUUGCCUCACUUGAAGGAGCCAAACAUGCAUUGUGCAUGGCAUCAGGUUUGGCAGCAAAUGAUUUGGUAACAAGACUAUUAAAGGCUGGAGACCACAUUGUUAGUAUGGACGACAUGUAUGGAGGAACUAAUCGUUACUUCCGUACAAUGGAACAGCUUGGAAUCUCAAUUACGUUUGUCGAUGCCACCGACAUUAAUAAGUUUGCAGCAGCAUUUCAAGAAAACACAAAGCUUGUUUGGAUUGAGACUCCCACCAACCCAUUAAUGAAAGUUGUUGACAUUGCUGCUGCUUGUAAAGUGACCAAAGAGAAAUCUGAUGCCAUUGUUGCUAUUGACAACACAUUUUGCUCUCCUUACUUCCAGCGACCCUUGGAUUUUGGUGCUGACAUCGUGGUUCAUUCGAUGACCAAAUAUAUGAAUGGUCACUCCGAUGCAGUGAUGGGCUGCAUUGCACUCAACGAUGACAAAAUGGCAGCAAGGUUGCGAUUCCUACAAAAUGCUUGUGGUGCUGUCCCUUCCCCUUUUGACUGUUACCUUGUGAAUCGGGGACUGAAGACUCUUCAUGUCCGAAUGAAGGAACACCAGAAAAAUGGUUUGGCAGUGGCAAAGUUCUUGGAGAAUAAUCCACGAGUGGUGAAGAUUCUACACCCAGGCCUCCCCUCUCAUCCUCAAUACGAACUGGCCAAACGACAGAUGCGAGGAUUUAGUGGAAUGGUAUCUCUCUACAUCAAAGGUGGAAUUGAAGAAUCCAAGAAAUUUCUCCAAAACUUAAAGCUUUUCACAACAGCUGAAAGUUUAGGAGGCUUCGAAAGUCUUAUUGAAUUGCCAGCAAUUAUGACUCAUGCGUCCGUCCCAGAAUUUCAAAGAGUGCAGCUUGGUCUUGGAGAUAACUUGAUCCGAUUAUCUGUUGGAAUUGAAUGUGAAGAAGAUUUAAUUGCAGAUAUUGACCAAGCCUUAAAAAUAGCCAUUCCUGAGUAAAUCCAGUGAACAAUAAUAAUAAAAACCAUGAAUUACUUUGCCAAAAUGAACAUGAAAUACGAAAAAAUUCCAGAAAAUAUUUCAUUUUUCCAUUUUAUUUUUCUGAAAUCUUAUUUUAUUAUGGGGUUCUAUCUGUGGACCAUGGCCUUGCAUGGGCAUAACUCAAGUUUUGGUUUUUAUUUAGUACACACACCGUCACCGCAUAUAUUUGUUAUCAAAAUUAAUCAGUCCCAAACAGUUUAUUCAAGCUAAUUGUCAGACAUGGUUAUCAGAAUUUCAAAAGAAACCAUUACACCACUACUACAAGUAUUAUUAAUGUGGUUUAUUUCUGCAGUGGCAAGAUCAAAGCAACAGGUGCACUAGCUACAGAGAUAUGGCAAGUAAAAUGAUGGUGGUGGUGGAAUUGUAUGUGUUGGUGCUGGAAAUGGAAGUAUGUGUUGAUAUCAUUGGUGUGGUUGACAGUAUUAUUGUAUGUAUAUAUAUAUAUAUAUAUAUAUAUAUAUAUAUGCAUGUAUAUGUACGUAUCUUUUAUAAGAAAUAUUCUUAAUAAGGUGCUAAAAUCUUUCCUCCUUUUCUGACUCGUGCUUUCUGUUUGUUUUUUUCUUUGGCUUCUCAUAUUUAGCAUUAAUCAAUUUACCAAUUAAUUACCCCCGACUCUAAUCGCUUUUUUUCAGCAAACUUUGUAGUUAGAAGUCUUUUAAAUUUGUUGUGUGGAUGAGUGGUGUGCGUGUGUACACGUUUGAAGAUAUUCCUUUGCUGGAAGAGGGAACUUUAUUCUGCCGAAACUUCUAGGAAGUCUUUUAAGCAACUGAUGGUGUAAAAUUCCCUUAAGUCGCUUGAAGGGUUGACAAGUAGCAACAGAAUGGAGCAAAAGAAAAUACCCCAAUCAAAAUCUUAAUAAACUUUUAUACACACACAUACUCAUGUGUAUAUGUAUAUGCAAUUAUAGUGUGGAUAUACAGAGUGGGAUAGGAGAUGAUUUAUUUAAAGAGAAAUAUAUUUUUAAAUUUUGAAAUAAAAAUGGAAAAUGCAUGGAAAGUGGAAUAAAAAUAAAAUUGGUAAAAA
Octopus sinensis (East Asian common octopus) is the source of this 2449-nucleotide messenger RNA. Its product is annotated as cystathionine gamma-lyase. The transcript is spliced from 12 exons. The coding region runs from base 191 to 1384 and encodes 397 amino acids. Gene Ontology annotation, biological process: transsulfuration. Gene Ontology annotation, molecular function: cystathionine gamma-lyase activity; pyridoxal phosphate binding. Gene Ontology annotation, cellular component: cytoplasm. The record is from RefSeq and is a predicted model, not a curated record. Lineage: Eukaryota; Metazoa; Mollusca; Cephalopoda; Octopoda; Octopodidae.